Cyphomyrmex costatus is the source of this 1197-nucleotide messenger RNA. RefSeq names its product major royal jelly protein 3-like. The record is from RefSeq and is a predicted model, not a curated record. NCBI's taxonomy places the organism in Eukaryota, Metazoa, Arthropoda, Insecta, Hymenoptera, Formicidae. Bases 1 to 1197 code for a protein of 398 amino acids. The transcript has 6 exons. Gene Ontology annotation, cellular component: extracellular region.
AUGAAACAUUUUUUGCUCGAAAUAUCAUUUCUGUCGAUGACAGCUAUAAGUUUCGGCAAAUUGCUUCUCAAUUACGAAUGGAAAUAUCUAGACAUUCUUUGGGACAGCCCACAACAAAAAGAAGAAGCAAUAUAUUUUGGCAAAUACACUCCUAAUAUAGCUUAUUUGUAUGAUAUAGAUAGGGCGGAUGAUGGCAGAGUAUUUAUUACUGCGACGAGAGACGAUGGCGUACCACUUGGUGUAAUGACAGUAACUGAGAAACAAGGAGAGGGUGGGCCACUUCUACGUGCAUAUCCAGAUUGGUCUUGGUAUAAAGAUGAUUGUAAAGGAAUUACAGGCGGUGUUUAUCAAAUACAAAUUACAUGCAAUCAUCUAUUUGUUGUGGAUGGUGGCAGAAUUGGGGAGAAUCAAAUAUGCUUACCACAGCUACUAAUCUUUGAUUUAUCAACUGAUGAAUUAGUUAAACGUGUUACUAUACCACUUAACAUUGCUCAUAAUAAAACUGGCGAUGGAUUGAUAGCUUCAAUUACCGUUUUUGCACCUGACUGUCAAAAUGUAAAGGAUAAUGCUAUUGUAUUCAUAGGAGAUGUGGAAGGUGCUGGUUUAAUAACAUAUAAUGGAUAUACUUCAAAGUUAUGCAGAGUCGAAUCUGAUUUUAUGAAACAGACUGAUGUUGAUAUCCUAUUAGCGAACAAGCGAUAUCCUACUACUGACACCAUCUACGGCGUGACAAUUAUUGGUGAAGAUUUAUACUAUGUCCCUUUCGCGGGAAGCAAAAUGUAUAAAACAAAAAUGUCGAACUUAAUAGAAUGUUCGCCAAAGGAUAUUAAUGAAGCUAAUAAAGAAACUCAAUUGGCGGGUGUAUUAGGAGGCCAGACAGUUGCGAUAACAUCUGACAGAUGUGGAAUAUUUUUUAGCGAUAUUACAAAAACAUCUAUUAUGUGCGCGGACGCUGUUAAAGAAAUUAAUUCCAAAAACAAAGAGAUCGUUGCAUAUGAUCCAAAAAUGGAAUUUGUAAGUGGGAUGAAGAUUAGACAUGGUGAAUUAUUGGCCUUAUCAAAUAGAUAUCAAAUACACAUCUAUAAGUUAUUCUAUUAUAAUAAUACAUUUAAUAUGAACGAGAUCAAUUUCCGUGUUUUCUCAAUGCCCAUUGCAGAGGUAGAAAGGAAUACAAAGUGCUUUUCUUCUUGCAAUUAA